AUGAGAGAACAUCAGGUUUUAACGGGCACGGCUAAUCUAGGUGAUAGCACAGUGUCUGUAGGCUACGUCGACGGCAUUGCAAUCGUGGCAUACGCUUCUGGUUGUGAUGUUGUCAUUUUAUCUGGCCAAUUUCAACGUAUUCAGACCAUUGCUGACCUGCAUCCUAGUAUCGCUCUGAUAUCUUGCUUGCGUUGCGCUGAAGUUGGAGGCAAGAUCGCUGUGGGAAUCGAAAAUUGCGUUUAUAUUAUUGAACCUAAACUAGUAUCUUCUAAGGAUAUAGCACGGGACACUGCAUCAUACUUUUGGGAAAAAGCUGCAGUUAUUACUACCGAAAGCAACGUAACGAACUUGCGUUGGACUCGUGAUGGCAUGUCGUUUAUAAAUAAUUUGACGGGUUAUAAUCGUAGCCAGAAGACUAUUGCACCUAUUCGACUCGUGGAGUUCUCUCCAGAUGAUGAACUAUUUGCUACUGCAGGCGAGGACGACUGCAUGGUGAAAAUAUGGUAUAGUUCUAAAGAUUCAAAUGGUUCUUCGGAUGAAACUCAUGCUUCUUCAGCGGAUACUAGAUACAGCUUCAUAUAUAUUACGCAUCCUAGAGCAGUUACUGGAUUCUCUUGGCGAAGCACCAGUAAACACAUGUUAAAAAAAACCGUAGCCAAUGUUCUACUUACAUGUUGUAUGGAUGAUAUAUGUCGAAUUUGGAAAGAAACCCUGCCUUAUUAUCAUCCAUUAGAGCACCAAUCCCAGGAAAUAUCGGAUAAAAAUCCUUCAAUCCAUAUAGGUAACUCUCAGCGCCCUGGUAAUACUUCUGAUGGAGAAAUAAGAAAAAAUGAUGUAGCAUCCCCUGUAUUACAUUUUCAUAUCGCUGCCAGUAUUCAUCCUAGCAACGAUAUGCCAUUACUUCCAGCUAUUACUCCUAAAUCUGGUUCUAAUAGUAAUAAAGCGCCGUUCAUCCUUCAUUGGCUUAACAAUAAAGAACUCCAAUACUCUAUCUCCUUUGAAGCAAUUACGACGACCAUUGCAGAAUCUAGUAGCACUGAUUCUGGUAUAGAGUCAGCUGCUAAGGGAAAGAAAGGAGCUACCAGCAAAGAUCGCCUUAGUAUUCCUUCUGGAACACAGGGCGAAAAUGAAGAAUUCUCUGACUAUGAAGGUGCGCAAGACGAUGAUACCCCUGAAGAUACUGCUACUGAUAAAUUACAACCGUCAAAUGAUAUUUCACUCAAUACUGAUAAAUCCAACAAAAAGUGGAAAAGAAUCAAGAAAAGGGGUGGUAAGAAGGCUCUCGAAUAUUUUAAGGUCCACAAAAGACAAAGUCGUGAUAUCACAAGUCUAUUCGGUAGCGGGCGGACCUCAUCUGUUAGUAUACCUACCUCUAAUGUAUCUGCGCUUAAUUCUAAUCAGAUGAAAAUUAAUGAGCUCAAUCGCCAAUGGAAUCAGAGUACUGAUUCACUAUUUUGUAUUCAUCCAAAAGAUGGCUCUCUUCUGGUAUGGCUUAUUGAAUGGCUGGACGAUAUUGCUCCAUCUUGUUAUCGUCAGCCGCACGUUAGCUUUUCAUCGCGCAUACCGAAUGCUGUACCUACUGGCGAUUCCUGUACACUGUCCCAAAAGUUAUGUAUUUACAGAACUAAUAAACAAUCAACCGUAAGAGAUAGUAGAAUUAAGCCAAACUUAAGGAGGGCUAGAUCAUUAUCUACUCAAAGGUUGAAUCUAUUGUCUAGAACGGCUUCUGUACAGCGUGUUGAUGCAUUAUCAGCUCUUUAUUCUCUAAGAAGUGAUUCUACUGUUGAUAUUGUUAUGAUAACAACUCAUUCUGAUGGUACAAUGAACAAAUGGCAUGUUGGAUUUGCGGAUAAUUCAUACUAUAACACAAUAACUAGUUUAACUCAUGGUGCUCGAUGCUGUGGAUCGCGCUUUCAUACCGAUUCCGUUUAUUGCCAUCCAGUGUUACCGUUAUUACUUACAGUAUCACAUCAAAAAGACAAUGCUAGGAAAAAUUCUAAUAGUAAUAAUAUCAUCACUGAUACAAGUCUUAAAAGUUCGGAUGAGGAGAAAUAUACUAAAUCAAGUGAACUCAUGCUAUGGCGAGUUGAUUGUGUAGGCCCAAUGUUUCAAAGUGGUGGAUUGUAUGAAUUAGCUCGGAUACAAUCUAGUCGAUGCUCAGAUUUUGUUGCUGUAGCUUGGCUACCGUCGUUACUAUUUAAUUCGCCCUUAUCAACCUCCAGUAUGUCUCUCUCAAUAGUUUCUGCAACCCCGUGUGCUUGCUUUGUUGCAUGCGAUCGCCGAUCAAUUAAGUUUUAUCAAGCAAUUCUGGAUGCGCAAGCGAUGUUAACUGCUGCUCAUGAUGUUCAUAACCAAAUACGCGAUGGUUACAUGACAACCAAGAAAGAAACUUUUGCUACACUUCCCGGUUAUGUUGAUCCACAUUUUAUUGACAGCAUAGUCAGUUUACAAUCUGGGAAGCAGCCUGGUUGUAUCCUUGAAUUAUGCACAUUAAAUGAUUCCAAUUGCAAAUUAUCCGACCCAAUCUUUCUGCAUGUAUUUUCUGAGAGUUCGUUAUUUGGUCCAAGAGUAACUCAGCAUGGAAAUGAUAUUGGCCAACGAGCUAAUGAGCAUUAUUUCGUAGUUGGCUUAGAAAACAUUAAGACCAACGAUAAUAAAAUCAAAACUAUGUUAUACAUGUGGCGCAUUUUAAUUAUUACUGAAGUCGAACCAUUAAAGAACAAGCAAAACAAUGCUGAAAAGUCAGAUCAAAAUGUGUUCAAGUUUACCGAAAGUGCGAUAGAGUCGCUAGAAUUAUCAACUGAGUCAACCGUAUUUGACAAUACGCCUAAAACUCCAAUGUUUUUGUCAUCAAUGCACACAUCUGCUUCUAUCCAAUCUUUAAAAGUGUACGAGAAAGAGUUGGAUUUGCCCCCUGAUGUCUAUGUAACAGAAGCCUCUGCUUCUAGUGACACGUUUAUUACGUCUGCAAUUCAGAUAUCUUCAAAACCGAAUUACCUAAUUUUAACGACUUGUAGUGAUAGUGUGACAAGAUUUUGGAACUGUGCCUCAGUUCUUGAGAAUCCACAAGAUAUCACUCCUAGUGCGUAUGAACCAUUUUUAUGGUAUAUGUGGAGUGCUAGUCGCCUACAUGAUCCAGCUUCUACAGCAUCCAAUAAAAGGCUUGUUAAUUGUUCAGCAAAUGGCAAAGUUGCUUGCUUAGAGGAGAUGAUGUCGGAUAGUAACAAAUCCGAUUGGGAUGUUAAGGUAUCUAUAUGGGAAUGUGAAUCAACUGGUUCAUCCGUAUGGAUUUUAGAUGAUUCAUUAUACUUGUCAGAUUAUGGAUUACAGUCUAUGCCAUUAAUAGCCAAUUCUGAUAAUGAUCUCAGUUCUCAAGACGAAAACGUAAAUUUGAACUUGUGCUGGUCACCUUGUGAAGAUGGUAAAUUCUUACUAACAGUUGCCGUAGCUUCAAAGGUAUUUAUAUUUGCGGAGUCUCUCAUUCCUCCGUAUAGUAUUGGUGAAUUAUCAAGUAAAAGUACAGCAUCGUCAUUAAAUACGCCUAAGGCAUCGCCUUCUGCUGUAUCGCCUGUCGUUCCUGCAAGCUGGCAAAAAACGAGUACUACUGCAACGCAAAUCAAGCCUGUUAAACAUCGUUGGUCAAUAAUUCGUGAAGUAAAUAUAGAUGCAUACACUCUUUAUAAGUGUCCACUUUCCAUUGAUUUACUGACAUGGUGGAAUGAGAGAAACCCAUCUUAUGAGAAAGUAUCUGUGCCUGGUGAAAAUGUAGCUUUUGCUACUAACGAUGAAGACAGUACUGGACUAUUUGAGAAGGCUUGGUUUACAAUGCCUAUACUACCACAGUAUCAUCCACACCAACUCAUUGAGUUGAUCAAAUGUGGAAGAAUUCGUCGUGCUCGUGCGAUUCUAGCUCAUCUCCUGAAAUGUGUCGCUGGCGCUGAAGCUACUUCUGUAGCGAUAGGUGCUGGUGAUGAAACCCAGCGAUCUCGUCAAUUUAGCACAGAUAGUAACGGUAGUCACAAUAAAUCAUUUUCAUUUAGUAGGAGUAGGAACGUAAGUACCAGCAGCUUCAAGGGUAUUAAUCCCGAUGGUGAUAUAGAAGAAGAAAGAACGUUAUCAUUCUUACCUUUGCCUUUACACUUAUUACUUCAAGCAGAUCAGGAAAAUUAUAAGAAAUUAUGUAAGUUGGAAGGUGAGAAAGGGGUUGAUAGCGCUGCAGGGUUCAUGGAUAUAGACGAUUACGAUAUGUUAAACUAUGACGAGAAUCCAAGUGCCUUGUCAAGUUCUCCUAAAGGUGAUGAUAUGGUAGCUAAUAAAGAACUAGCAGAAAAUCAGACGCUAACUCAGAUUCGACAAAAGAGUUUAACGUAUUUUGGAGUAGCACAAGCGAAACUACUCGCUUCUAGUCUGGCUAAAAUGCAACUCCCUGGUUUAACUAGCCUUGAUCAACUAUACCUGUUAACACUAGCUGAAGAUAUUGGAUCAAUUAAAGUUGAAAUUGGAGCAUUUUCUCAUCAAGAUAAAGAUGAAGAAAGUACGUUUCAAACUACUAAUCGAAUGACAGCAGCAAGUUCCUUUACUAGUAGCGAUGGUGGUGGUUAUGCUAAUGUAGACAGAUUGUCGUCUGGAAGUGGAGUUGAAUCUGUUGAUGAUUGUGGCCUUCGGUUCCUUUUAGCGAUGAGAUUGCAUAUAGCACUGAAUCGUUCUUUACCUCCACGCUAUCGGAUGUCAUUAGACAAACAGAUGUCUACAUCUAAUUUUGCUUGGGCAUUUCAUUCUACUUCUGCUGAAGAUUUGGUCGCUCUUAUACCUGCUGUUCAUCGUGGCGAUCCCUCUUGGGAAGAACUUCGAAUGGUUGGUGCAGGUUGGUGGAUCAGGAGUAACGAUCUUUUAAGGCGAUGUGUAGAAAAGGUUGCAAGAACUCAAUUUAAUGCCAAUCAAAAUCCGUUAGAUUGUGCGUUAUUGUAUUUGGCGAUGAAAAAAAAGAGUUUAAUAACAAACUUGUUUAAAACGGUUCAGGAUAGCAAGAUGACCCAAUUUUUUGCUCAUAACUUUGCCGAAGACCGAUGGAGAAAGGCAGCUUUAAAAAAUGCUUAUGUUCUUCUUGGACAGCAGCGUUUCGUGGUCGCUGCGGCAUUCUUCUUACUUGGUGGAUCUCUAUGGGAUGCUGUGGAAGUCUGUUUGAAUCGAUUAAACGAUUACCAAUUAGCACUUGUUAUUACAAGAUUACAUAGUGGUGAUGACUGUAAUAGUAAUCAGACUUUAUAUCGGAUCUUAAAUGAAUACGUAUUAGGCAAUGCUGAUGACAAUGAAGGAUUACGAGAUCCUUUCUUACGUAGUAUUACCCAUUGGUGGCUUAAAGACUAUGCUAUGUCAUUAAAUAUUCUCCUCGAUACUGUUAGUUCUAAUGAAAUUGACAGUGCAACUGGUUACGAAAUCGUAAAUCCUGAUAUAUUUUACCUAUAUUAUUAUUUGCGACUUCAUCCAGUAAUUAAGAAGACUCGAUUUGCUGCAGUUCCAGCAUCCCUUCAACAGCCUAGUUCUGCAACAAGUGCUAUCUUAUCGAGAAGGGCAUUAUCUAAACCUAACAACAAGCCACUACUGUCGAUUGUUACAAAUACUAAUGCAAAAUCCUCUUCAGUAGGUAUUGGCGAAGAUGGUUUAUUAUAUAGGAAAGAGCGCCGACUAUUCUUUGCUGCCGCUAACACUCAUUUUAAAACAGGUUGUCCGGCUUUGGCAUUAGAGAUUCUCUCACUCUUGCCUGAUACGCUUAAAGAUGGUAGGAAUGGUCGUCAAACUAUUAAGGCAACUUCAGUAGUAUUAUCACCUGCCCCUAGUAGUAGCGUACCAAACGAAAUUAUUCAUACUGGUACAUUCGGCACAUUCGAUUUCAAUGAUGGAAGUCAGCUACCUAGUACCUCAGCCAACAAAACUUCCAAUGCUACUGACUUCGAUUGGAGCCAGCCGGUAUCGACUCAGCUUGAGAAAAAAACAAAUAACUUUGACUACAAUCAAACUACUUCAGAUAAAUCGAAUGAUAAUGCCGCCAGCUUUGACUGGAGUCAGCCUGCUUCGGAUACAUUACAAGAUAAGGGGAGCGAUUUUGAUUGGAGUCAACCAGUAUCUAAUAAAAUUAAUGAUACUGAAGAUACAUUUGAUUGGAGUCAACCAGUAUCCAAUAAAAUUAAUGACACUUCAGAUACACUUGAUUGGAGUCAACCUGUAUCAUCAAAAUUGACAGAAGAUCUAGAUAUGGAAAGCUAUACAACCGGUCCAGACCUGAAAGUGACAAAUGCCAGUGGUGUUGAGAUUGACAAUGAUACUAAUAUUAAUAAAGAAGAUCAAGAACAGAUUGGAGAUACAAGUAAAAAGACGAUAGAAGACAGCAUGUUAGAACAUUUAAAAUUUUUUGCUUGCCUGAGAAUAUUAUUAGAAGAACUAAGGGCUUUACCUGCGGAUUGUGAAAUUACAGGAAAUACCAACCGUUUAAAAUCCAGGCUUACUGAAUUCUUAAAACAGGAAUUCGAUGCCUUAGCUGCAUUAUGUGAUUACUCCGGUGGUAAUAAGGCAGAAUUUGCUACAUUAGAAGUAACUGAUGAUGACAAGCAAGCUGAGGAUACGAACGAUACCGUAAAUCAAAAUAAUGCAAGCAAUACGCUUUCUGUUAAUAUUUCAGAAGAUACAUUAUCUCACAAACGAGCAGUUGCUAUAGAAAGGAAGAAAUGGUUAUUACGAAAUCAAAAGUUGCUAGCAGCAUUACUAAACUAUUGCACUCUACAUGGAGCAAAUAGUUCAGGAUUAACUACGAUAAGGAUGGGUAUACUAUUAUUGCUUCAUGAAUCGCAACCUCUUUCGCAACAACAACAACAGCGUUUGUCGCUAAUACCUCCGUCAGAAGUUCCCCCUUUAGUAACGUCAACAUUGUCUUCCUCUCCGUUAUUUACCAACCCUAUCUCACUAAUUCGUUCCCUAACUAAAGAUAUUUUAUUACCUCUAUCGCAACUGAAGAUGCCACCCAGCCCUGAUCGUCCUGUGGGAUCAAUAUCUGUACUGCUAUCAUUAAGUAGUACGUUGUCUUCGUGCAUUUAUCAAUGCUUAUGUUGCGAUGUCUUUGACGGGGAACAGGACCGCCACACGUUCAGUAGUCAACCAUCCUCUCCUAUCUUUAAGAUAGCCUCAUUUGAAAGUAAUAAUCGCCUCGAUAUGAUCGAAAAAUAUCCAUAUUCUCAACCUAGCAAGUGGCCGGGUAUGCAGGCAUUGCGAUCUCUCUUGUCUCGUGAUGGUGCCGAAGAAUCAACUGCGUUAAGAGUUCUACUGGUAGAGUGCUCUGUAGCAGUAUAUCUUACUUUGUUGGCUUCAGCAUGGUCGGAGCAUCUGCCAAAUCAAUUAUUUCGUCUUAUUGGUAAUCCUUUAAGCGAUAAAAUGUGGUUAAAAGUAUUUGGUGGAAGCGUAAAACUAACUCCAAAAUCAACACAGAAUAGUAAACCUCCCGGACAUAUUGAUACUGCACGUCGACGAUUUAAUUAUAAGGUAUUUCAAAGUAGUGGAGAUGCGGUAGACCAUAAAAAUACUCGUUCUGAAAAGUACAUACCCCCGCAACUUCAUCUCUUGGAAUAUUUCCUGACUAAGCCCGACAUGACAGAUAAGGAAAUAAACUAUGAUUCUCAAGAGUCCGACGAGGAAAGCUGUGAUGAACUUUCCGAUGUUUACGACGAUGAUAUUGACGGCGGAUCGGAUACUGAAAAAGAAGUGCAAGAUCAAGCAAGAUAUGAUAGCUUCAGUUGGGCGCUAAUGAAUUAUGCAAUUAUUAAGUUUGUUUAUAAUAAAUUUCAAACUCUAUUAACUGUCGCUGGAAUCGAGCUUUCAGAAUUACCUAGCUCGUCGUUGCUGUUAUUUAAUACGAUGAAAAUGCUAGAGCGCUGGCAACGCGUGCUAUUGGAAAAUUUGGAGGCUUUCAACGGUCCGCCGUCUAAUUUCAUCAAUUUUGUCGCUACUCCAAUCCAAGAGGAUAAAUCGCGAGAUGUUGCAGUUUUUAAGUACAAAGGCCUCCUUGAGCCUUUAAACACACCUUUCAGUGAUAACCGAAAGGCAGGUGCCGAGGGAAGACUGUGGAAAUGUUUACUGAAAGAGACUCUAAGUGUCUUUGUUGAUUACGUUUUCCGACAGCAAACAGGAACAGAUAGUACUGAUCAAGAGAGUUGUAACACAGAAAGUACGAAUACUACCGGAAAUAAUGCUGGCAGCAGUGGUCAAGAUGAAGAAAUUGUACUAUUCAAGAGCGCCGAAGCUAUGAAUUCAUUUUCUUUAAAUAACGGGAAUCGUAAUUGUAUAGUCGUAGCUGAUAAAGAGGAUCUAAUUGAACUUGACGUAUCACCGAUAUUAUGUCCAGAUACAUCCACUUGGAUUGAUGAUAAUGAUGGUCUCGCUAAUCAAGGAACUGGAUCUUCCUUGAGUCUAUCAGGAGCGGAUGAAUUCGUUAUUAUUAAAUCAAAUAAUCAAUCUUCUGUAAAUUUUGGUUCGCAUAGACAGUCUCAGGCUUUCUUACCUAUUGCAUCCGAUACAUCGGAAUCUCUGCAAUGUGGGAAAGCAACUAAUGUGCUUUUGAAGAGACCAUCCCAAUUAGCGCGUAGAACAGAUUCACACCCGCAGCUACCAUUCUAUAUUUCUGGCUCACAAGAUGGCAGUGUUCGAUUAUGGGAAUAUGGUCAUGCUCGUUGUUUAUCCACUGCUAGAAAAUCUCUCAGUCAUUCUUCGCCUGUAACUGGAAUUCAUUUUACGCCUCAAGGCAAUAAGUUUGGUGUUACUGAUGGCAGUGGAACCCUGAGUCUUUGGCAACUUACAGGCAAUUCGUCGAAUUCGAAGCCAUAUAUGAUGUUACGAUGCCAUAAAGCGGCAAAUGAUUUCGCUUUCGUUGGAUCAUCCAGCUUCAUUGCUACAGUUGGUCAGUCACUGGAUGGAAGAAAUCUGUGUUUGUGGGAUACACUUGUUCCUGUUAGAAGCGCACUAGUUAAAGGCUUCAAUUGUCAUGAAAAUGGUGCUGGUGUUGUAGCUUAUGCUCCGAUGCGGCAAGUUAUUAUCACCGGCGGCAAAAGGGGACAUAUAUGUAUCCUAAUUACAACUGUUUAUGAUGUGCGUCAGCGUCAGCUUCGAUAUUCAUUCCUUGCGCAUGAUGCUACAAUAAAUUGUUUGACAAUUGAUGAAACUGAAGAAUUUUUCAUCACUGGUUCCUCGGAUGGUGAUAUUAAGGUUUGGAAUAUGUCCUCACAUGAUGAACUUGGUAAAUUUAACGGGAUACACACAAGAAGCGGGAUUUUCAAGACUGCAGGUAUUGGCGUUACAAAGCUGGUUCUCCUGCCUCAUGGACAAUUAUUUUCAUCAGGAGGAGAUGGAACGAUUAAAUUUCGAACGUUACCUGAGACAAUAGUGCCACGUUAUGAUCGGUAA
Molecule: messenger RNA, 9444 nt
Organism: Trichoplax adhaerens
Lineage: Eukaryota; Metazoa; Placozoa; Uniplacotomia; Trichoplacea; Trichoplacidae
Exons: 26
Coding region: 1-9444 (3147 amino acids)
Biological process (GO): vacuolar acidification
Cellular component (GO): RAVE complex
Molecular function (GO): protein binding
Source: RefSeq, a predicted model, not a curated record